CCUGGGGGAGACCACUGGGAGGCUUCAAUAUGGCCAAGGCGUCCAGAAAACCAUCAGAGCCUAAUACAGAGACAGACCAACCAACCUCAAGUUCCAAACAGGGGAAGAUGAAGAAGGUUCCUGGUCAACCCAAAUCCGAAAAUGGUGGCAAAGCACUGAAGAAAGCCACAAAAGUUAAAAAAAACCUUCAAAGGACUUUGAGCAAAAAGGUCUCUGAAAAACCUACCAACUCUAUAAGAAAGUCGAAAAAAACUAGACAAUCAACAAGAUUUGGCCAUUAUCACCGGUUGAAUGAGACACUGCGUCAGAAUGAUCCAGAGCAGAACCAAGAGGAAGUGCAGAAGCCCAUCAGUGGAAGAAAAGACCUGGGCAGCCAGGUUACUUCAGAGUGAGACCGGGCACCUCAGAAAUAUCCAUGAAGUCUGAGAAAUUGCCAAGUGUGUACACAUUGAAUUUUACAGCAACAGGGUACACUGAUGGUAAUUCAAUAAAAAUCAAUUUGUGAAAA
This is a messenger RNA of Capra hircus (goat), 508 nucleotides long. RefSeq lists its product as uncharacterized. The transcript has 2 exons. The record is from RefSeq and is a predicted model, not a curated record. The coding region runs from base 30 to 392 and encodes 120 amino acids. Lineage: Eukaryota; Metazoa; Chordata; Mammalia; Artiodactyla; Bovidae.